Messenger RNA from Oryza sativa Japonica Group (Japanese rice), 1065 nucleotides. Its product is annotated as 23 kDa jasmonate-induced protein. NCBI's taxonomy places the organism in Eukaryota, Viridiplantae, Streptophyta, Magnoliopsida, Poales, Poaceae. The record is from RefSeq and is a predicted model, not a curated record.
UAAUGUGGGAGUUCCUAGCUAGUAUAGACACUAGCUAGACAGAGAUCGUCCUCUUGGGGAUAGAGUACUACUAGUACUAUAUAAGAGGGGGGAGUUGAGUUGGAUCAUGUAAGCUAAUAGAUCGAGCUGGAUUAGCUAGAUCGACCGUAUAAGCUAAUAGAUCGAUCGAUCGAGAGAUGGCGAACUGCUUCGGCGAUGUUGUGGACAACUACAAGCUGGACGAGAUGGAGAGGUACGUGGGGAAGGCCAAGAGGCAGGAGGACCGUGCACGGGAGGCCAUGAACCUGGUGAACGAGGACGGCAAGGACAAGAAGGCGGCCAGCUACGUGCAGGGCGUCAAGGACUGGUACGGCAACGGCGAGUCGACGCUGUGCCUCGUCUACAACGCCACCGGCGCCACCCUCCGCCACGUCGCCGACCACGACUGGUGGGGCUUCAUCGGCCGCACCCCGUACCCCACCGAGAUCGGCAACGGCCAGUGGGCGGCGUUCCACCACGUCCACAAGUCCGGCGACUCCUCCGGAUCCGAGGCCGCCGUCGUGUACCGCGGCACCAACGCCGACGGCGUCGAGCGCGACCUGCUCGUCGCCUGGAGCACGCCAUGGAGCUCUUUCUACCGGAACAAGGCCUACUGCGCUGUUGGAGGUGUGGACAGCUUCCAAGGUGACUGGGAGCAAUUGUACGACAAGGUGAAUAACGCAGCUUACACAUGCAAUGCCGACUCGGAUGGGUUCAAGAUAGAUGCCAGUACUGCUACCGGUGACAGCCCCGUCUUCACGGCGACCAUCAAAAUCCAUUUCAGUCAAUGAAAAGAAAAACAAGAUCGACCACAUACUUGCAUGGCAUUCGCUCAUGUUGCACGGGGCAGGCCCGCUACAUUCUAUUGCUGUAUCAGCCAGUCAAUGAAUGUAAUGUUCUUCUCUUUCGCGAAAUAAUGUAGCUGUUACUAUCGAUCGUGUGAAUCGAUCAUGUACACCAGCUCUCGUUUUAUUACAUAUUAUAAUAAAUGCGUUCAGCCAUGUAAUUUGCAGCAUUAAAGCAAAAAUAUCAGUAUUUACAUCCUUA